Molecule: messenger RNA, 2102 nt
Organism: Trematomus bernacchii (emerald rockcod)
Lineage: Eukaryota; Metazoa; Chordata; Actinopteri; Perciformes; Nototheniidae
Gene: tusc2b
Product: tumor suppressor 2, mitochondrial calcium regulator b
Exons: 4
Coding region: 259-594 (111 amino acids)
Biological process (GO): inflammatory response; regulation of mitochondrial membrane potential
Cellular component (GO): mitochondrion
Source: RefSeq, a predicted model, not a curated record
AGACGCUAAAGAAAAAGACGGAGAAGAAGAACGUGUACCAUUAGUUAGCAUAAACAGUUAGCAUAGCUGUGUGGUGAUAUCUUGAAAAGAUCUAGCAACCCAGCAAGACAAAUUCAUCAAGGAACAUUAUAUACUUGCGACCGCACCAAACCCCACUUUAGGUGUUUUUUUUUUAAGGUCCCUCUUCAUCUUGUACAGUGACACUGUAUAACUACUGGCAGUCUGGUGAUCCAAGAAAAUAAUGUGCUGCAGCUGAAGAUGGGGGGUAGCGGCUCCAAAUCCAAAGGAUUUUGGCCUUUUUCAGGCUCGGUUGGUGCAGACGAUCCAAUCCAAGAUGGAAACGAGCAGUCAAUGGCAAGAGCUCGGAGUUUCACAGGCGCAACACCUUUUGUGUUAACUAGACGAAGCUCUCUGUACUUGGAUGAAGAUGGCGACAUGGCCCAUGAGUUCUAUGAAGAGACAAUUGUGACAAAAAAUGGACGAAAAAAAGCCAAGCUGAAAAGGAUUCACAAAAACCUAACAUCUCAGGGAAUUAUAAAGCUGGAGAUCCCUUGCAUCCAUGUAGAUUUCCCAGUUGUCCUCUGUGAAGCCUGAUGAUGUCUGAAGGGUGUCUCAGACUAGCCACUGUCAACUCCGUCCUGUGGCUUCCCCUACAGCUGAAAGCCUGAACCACCUUUUAAUAUAAUAUGAUCUCCUGAUAUAUUUGAUUCCCUUGUGUGGACAGGCUGAUGCAAUGUGAGUGAGCCCUGCAUGUGAUCUGUUUUGGCUUGUGUAAAGUUAGACAGAAUAGAUCACCAAUGGAGAUCUAGAAGGAUGCCAAGUUGGCAGAACCUACUCAGUUUACAGAACAUGGUUUGUCUGCAUGUAAGUGUGAAUGUGUGUGCAGACACGGGAUGACAUGGGAAGGAGUCCUGAAUUUAUUGCUGCAGAUUGUUUUCUGGUAUGAUUCAACAAACUCUAGGAUUUUGAGCAGAAGGCAACCAGUUCUUCCCUGUGUCACGGUCAUAUCUGGAGCGGGAAAGUUCAAGUGCACACUUUGUUUUUUGACACCAUCAUGACUUGCUUUAUUAUGCAUGGAACAGGAUCUGCUUGGUAAUAGCCUAGGGAGUUGACAAUCAGUGGCCCACAAAAUCUCAAGUGGAUUUAUGUCAUUAUAACGCUGGAUGGACUGGCUUCAAUGACCUCAGAGCCACACAUGUACACAGCAGCAGUGAGUCUAGUAAGAAAUCCUGUUGGUUUGUUUGCUGCUUUGGCAUAAUAUGUUUCACUUUUAAUUUAUUAUAACUGUUUUUUAAUUACAAUAUCAAAUGCUCAACUGUGUCAUUGUCCUUUUUAAUAUUUAUACAUUAUAAGACUAUAAGGUAAUUUACUUUCUCACAAACUGUCAAGAUAAGAGGAAAGAAAAUCCAUAGAAACAGUUAGUAGUCAUUGCCUUUCAAAACUAUUGGAGGGCAUCAAGUUCUACAACUGAAAAUGUACAUCUGCUCUGUGUUUAAUUGGAUGAUUUUAAUUUAAUAAAAUAAUAAAACUGAGGCUCCCAUACCAUACGACAGCCUGUAAUGACUUGACCUGACAACCAUACUGAGGUCUGGUAAGUUAGACCUGUGUGUUUGGAAAUGUAAUAAUACAGUCUAAAUUAGUUUAAAGGGACUUCAAUCCUGAGAAACCAAAUCCUUCUGAGUGAAACUAAAAUGUUGAGAAAAUAAAGAAAGUUACAGGAGGAUAUCUACUUUAAUGAGCAUCAUAUGAGGCUUUAUAGUAUAUAUUGCUUUAUAAACUUUAUUUGGCAAGCUUGUAAGGGUCAUGUGACAAAUAAUCAACAGAUGGAGAAUUCAGCUUUUUUGCAACAUGUUGUAAAUACUAAAUAACUGACCAGACCUUUCCAACAAUGUGGUGGAAAUAAGGCUCCUGACCUCCACCCAUGAUACAAUUAGCCACCUGCAUAGGAAAUUGCAAAGGCAAACCAUUGUUGGGAGUGUGUGUAUGCAUGUGUGCCAGGGCUGGACGUAAGAGAGAAGUGUUCAUGAGAAAGGAUUUUCUACAAAGCUGUCUGAUAUUGUUCUUCUCAAAGGAUAAAGAUGGCUAUGCCAAAAUCCACUACA